GAUUAAAUGGAGCAGUGAGCAGUACCUCCUGUAGAAAUGUUUCUCCCCCGUUAUAGAGCACUGAUCUGCAGUCAGUUUACCCGCUUCUCUCGGUCCUCUUCCUGGUCCUCCAGCUGCUCUCAGAUCGCUGCUGCUCCGCCCCGGAGGGGUUUUUUCGCGGGAAAAUCUAGUGUGAACACACGGAGAGACAGAGACACGGAUAACAGUAGAGUCAUGCCGUCUAAUGUGGAGAUCAAAGCCAAAGUGAGCGACCCGACGCGAUUCGCCGCGAGGGCAGCAGAGCUCAGCCAAUCAGAGGGCACGAUCAUCAAACAGCACGACACGUUCUUCAGCUGCACCCAGGGACGCCUGAAGCUGCGAGACUUCAUGGACCAGUCCGGUCAGCUGAUCUUCUACGAGCGCCCCGACACCGACGGACCCAAACUGUCGCGUUACUCCAUCAGCCCGACCAGCGACCCCCCCUCUCUCAGGACGGUGCUGUCAGACGCCCUCGGGGUUAAAGGGGAGGUGCGUAAGGAGCGACGGCUGUUCCUGAUUGGUCAGACCCGAGUUCACCUGGACGCUGUGGAGGGGCUUGGAAACUACAUGGAGCUGGAGGUGGUGAUGCGUCCAGAGCAGACUGUAGAGGACGGACAGAAGGUUUGUUUGCACCACAUAUGUCUUGAUUCCCUCUCCU
Molecule: messenger RNA, 676 nt
Organism: Notothenia coriiceps (black rockcod)
Lineage: Eukaryota; Metazoa; Chordata; Actinopteri; Perciformes; Nototheniidae
Exons: 5
Source: RefSeq, a predicted model, not a curated record